Messenger RNA from Sclerotinia sclerotiorum 1980 UF-70, 144 nucleotides. RefSeq lists its product with no specific name. Bases 1 to 144 code for a protein of 47 amino acids. NCBI's taxonomy places the organism in Eukaryota, Fungi, Ascomycota, Leotiomycetes, Helotiales, Sclerotiniaceae. The transcript has 2 exons. The record is from RefSeq and is a predicted model, not a curated record.
AUGUCCACACAUGAUACGAUUACUCGAGAUUGGACGACUACAGCCUGGAUAUGUCCAAAGAAACUAAAAGUCAAAUACUUAAAAACACUGAAAUCGCCAACUCGGGAAAUUAAAUGGAAUCCUGCUGGCUUUCGGAUUUGUUAA